Molecule: messenger RNA, 2325 nt
Organism: Dibothriocephalus latus
Lineage: Eukaryota; Metazoa; Platyhelminthes; Cestoda; Diphyllobothriidea; Diphyllobothriidae
Source: the annotation of a GenBank genome assembly
GAUCGCCAUGGUAACGUGACGCACUUCUACGAGCGUGACUGCUCCGUGCAGCGUCGUCAUCAGAAGGUCAUCGAAUUGGCCCCGGCGCCCUAUCUCGACCCGAAAAUUCGUGAGAGCAUCCUCGCGGAAGCUGUCCGUCUUGCCAAGUUUGCCGGGUAUGAGAACGCAGGAACUGUGGAAUUUCUGCUGGAUCAGAAGUCGGGCAAAUACUACUUCAUGGAAGUAAAUGCUCGGCUGCAAGUGGAACACACCGUCUCCGAGGAGAUCACGGGCGUUGAUCUGGUUCGCACACAGAUCCGUGUUGCCGAGGGUGCCUCACUGAAGGAACUGGGUCUGCAACAGGAGAACGUGCACUCCAAUGGCUUCGCUAUCCAGUGCCGAGUUACCACCGAGGACCCCACUAAGAACUUCCAACCGGAUUUGGGCAAAAUUGAGGUCUACCGUGGCGCCGAGGGCAUGGGCGUCCGUGUUGAUUCGGCGUUUUCAGGCGCUGGUGGUGUGAUAUCGCCCUUCUAUGACUCCCUCAUUGUGAAGCUGAUCACACACGCGGACACCUUCCAAACCAGCGCCAUCAAAAUGCAACGUGCUCUCAAAGAAUUCAGAAUCCGCGGUGUUCAUACAAAUAUUCCAUUCCUGCAAAAUGUCCUCAAAAGCAACGACUUCCUCAACGGUGCUGUGGACACCUCCUUUAUCCCUAAUCACCCCGAGACCCUGCAGAUAACCCCGCCUAAAAACCGGGCGCAAAAACUCCUCAAAUACCUCGGCGAGGUAAUGAUCAACGGUCCACUCACGCCCCUGGGCACCCCACUGAAACCCGCCGAGGUCACCCCAACCGUUCCACCGAUUGAACCCAACAAGCCAACCCCCUACGGUUUCAAGGAUGUUCUGAGAGAAAAGGGUCCAGAAGGUUUCGCAAAAGCCGUUCGUGAGCAUAAGGGUCUUCUGAUGAUGGACACCACUAUGCGCGAUGCACAUCAAUCCCUCUUGGCCACCAGAGUUCGAACGCACGAUCUCCUUCGCAUUUCUCCCUUCGUUUCUCAGAAGUUGCCUCAAUUUUACAGCCUCGAGAACUGGGGCGGCGCUACAUUUGACUCCAGCAUGCGUUUCCUCCAUGAGUGCCCUUGGGAACGACUGGAGAAACUCCGUGAACUGAUUCCCAACAUUCCCUUCCAAAUGCUCUUACGUGGUGCUAAUGCAGUCGGCUAUACAAACUACCCGGACAAUGUUGUGUACAAGUUCUGCGAUCUGGCUGUGAAGUCCGGCAUGGACGUCUUUCGCGUCUUUGACAGUCUUAACUACCUCCCUAACCUCUUCGUUGGCAUGGACGCGGUUGGCAAAGCUGGCGGCGUCAUUGAGGCCUCCAUCUGCUACACCGGUGACAUCUGCAAUCCUAAACGACCCAAGUACAACCUCAAGUACUACCUUGACUUGGUAGAUCAGAUCGUAAAGGCAGGAACCCAUAUUCUGGCAAUCAAAGACAUGGCCGUAGCCAGCAUGAUCGCGGCUGCAGAGGCCGGCUGUGACGUCGUAGAUGUCGCAAUCGACUCCAUGUCAGGUAUCACCAGCCAGCCGAGUAUGGGAGCUGUCGUGGCGGCACUGCAGAACACCCCCCUGGACACCAAGAUGGAUCCAGAGUCACUGUUCGCCUAUUCAGCCUACUGGGAACAAGCACGUACGCUCUACCGACCUUUCGAGUGCACAGCGACCAUGAAGACCGGCAAUGCCGACGUCUACAUCAACGAAAUCCCCGGAGGCCAAUACACCAACCUCCAAUUCCAGGCCUUCUCUCUUGGUCUGGCUGACCGAUUUGAGCAGGUGAAGAAGAGGUACGCGGAAGCGAACAUGCUCCUCGGCGACAUCAUCAAGGUGACACCGUCCUCAAAGAUCGUUGGUGACUUGGCUCAGUUCAUGGUGCAAAACAAACUCAGCGCCCAGGACGUGUUAGACCGCGCGGACAAAAUAUCCUUCCCAAAAUCGGUUGUCGAAUUCUUCGAAGGCAUUAUCGGAUUCCCUCAUGGCGGAUUUCCAGAACCCCUUGCUACCAAGGUGCUCAAAGGGAAGAAGCAACUCACGGAGCGAGCUGGCAUUUCCAUGAAACCCUUGGACUUCAACAAAAUUAAAUCGGAUCUCAAGGCGAAAUAUUCACGCGACUUCGAUGAUAAGGAGGUCAUCUCGGCAGCUCUCUACCCGAAGGUCUUUGACGACUUCACUGCUUUCCGGGAGAAGUAUGGCCCCGUCGACAAACUGGACACUGGAGCCUUCUUCGUCGGACCUAAUGUUGGCAAGGAGUUUGAUGUGAGUUGGCCAAUCGUUGCUUUCUACUGA